AGCUUGCUACAAAUUGGAACCACACAUAUACUCAAAGUCUUCUUCACCUAGUCUUUCAAAACCCAUUCCAGUUCUCUCAAAACAAGAAAAAAAAGGAUCUGAAUUGGCUGCAUAUGGAGCUCUUGUUUCUGUUCUGUAAUGCAUAUUAUAGAUCAAAUUCAAACACAUCCAAACCCACCAAUUUCCAUCCACCAGAAACAGGUUGAAUCUCUCACUCAAGCAGUUACAUCCCUGCAACAUUUUCUUGAAAGCUAUUCUCCCCAUGUUGGUUACACCGAAGAGGAAGAUAUCUGGGAGAGUCGCAUUGCUGAAGCAGCUUACGCUGCUGAAGAUGUGAUCGAGUCCUAUAUUGUCGAUCAAAUUCAUGCUCAGUCAGAAAUUGAUGUACAACACAUAAGCUCACCUGAAUUCUAUCAAGGUCUACAGAAGGUGAUAGAAAGCAUGAAUUUGAUCAAGAUUGAGAUUGAUGAGAACAUGGUAGUCCAAGAUCAGCCUCACAUCAUGAAAUCUGUUACUCCUGCAGGCUCGUCUAGAUCUACUUCCACUGCUAAGAAUGUCACCAUGAUUGGUUUUGAUGAUGUCUUGGCUCAGAUGCUGGACAAGAUCACCGGAGGAGGAUCCGCUCGCCAAAUUCUCCCGAUCGUUAGAAUGGGUGGGAUAGGCAAGACCACUCUUGCUCGGAAUAUCUAUGUAAGUCCACUUGUCACGGAAUCUUUUGGUGUUUGUGCAUGGUCUACAAUUUCCCAAGAGUAUGAUGCAAAAGAAAUUCUUAGACAAGUUCUUGCUCAAGUAGUGACAAACUCAUGUUUUCAUCGGUUUAAUUGGCUUGUUGAAGUACUAAAUGCCGAGUUUUCACUCUGAUUAUCUAAUCCUAGUCAUUUAUUCUAUCAUUUGGGGUUUUAUUGUUUGUUGAGUGUUUUAGGCAAAAACGGAUAAAGAAGGUGAAAAAUCGAUUGGGGAAGCUAAGAGGGCAGCAAGGAGACAGAAAAUAUCACCCGGCCGGGUGGAUUUAUAGAGACAAAACUAUACCCGGCCGGGUACUAAUUCGCAGUCCAGCGAGGGGCCUAAAAGUGUCACCCGACCGGGUGUUUUCAGUUCAUUAAUCCACCCAGCCGGGUCCGUCUAAUCAGUGAGCGUUUUUCGCUGUUUACACGAUUUUCGAAGAAGAGAAGAAAAAGGGAAUCUAGGUUUUAUAAUGCAACAUUCCAUCGCCUCCAACAGAUUCCACACUUCCCCAAGAACACCUUGAAGAAAGAUUUGAAGAUUGAAGACUACAAAUCGAGAGAUUGGAGUCUCUAAUCCGUAGAAUCAUUCCACAGGAGUAUUUAUUUGCUUUCUUUAAUGUAUUUGAUUGAAUCCAUUGUUUUGGUUUUCAUGAAGAACAUGAGUAGCUAAUUUUAUUGUGGAGUUUUGGUGAA
Messenger RNA from Salvia hispanica, 1418 nucleotides. Its product is annotated as putative late blight resistance protein homolog R1B-16. The record is from RefSeq and is a predicted model, not a curated record. Lineage: Eukaryota; Viridiplantae; Streptophyta; Magnoliopsida; Lamiales; Lamiaceae. Gene Ontology annotation, molecular function: ADP binding.